Molecule: messenger RNA, 1182 nt
Organism: Spirodela intermedia
Lineage: Eukaryota; Viridiplantae; Streptophyta; Magnoliopsida; Alismatales; Araceae
Source: the annotation of a GenBank genome assembly
AUGUUGCCGUCCCCAGUCCUCGUCCUGGGCCUCCUCGGCCUGCUCUCACCCUUUGCCGCAGCAGCGCUCACCGCUCCCAGCGACGUCGCAGCCCUCGCCUCCGUCAAGGCAGCGUUGGCAGCCUCCUCCAUCCCGCCCCGCUCCUGCCUCGCUACCUGGGACUUCUCCGCCGCCGACCCCUGCGCCACCCCGCGCAGGACUCACUUUGUCUGCGGCGUCUCGUGCGGUGCCACCGAUGCCGGCGGCGCCACCAGGGUCACCGCCGUGGUCCUCGAGGACGCCGGCUACGAGGGCUCCCUCUCCCCCGCCGUCGGGAAACUCUCCUUCCUCUCCCACCUCGAUCUCUCGGGGAACAGCUUCAAGGGUCCCCUCCCUUCUUCUCUCCGCCAUCUGCUCCGCCUGCGCACCCUCUCCCUUUCCUUCAACGCUUUCUCGGGGACGAUACCAUCUUCCCUCGGGGAUCUCCGAGCUAUGGAGUUGCUCGAUCUCUCGCACAACCAGCUGACCGGCCGGGUUCCCGCGGAGCUCGCCAGGAUCGGCGCGCUGAGAAGCCUCGACCUCAGCUACAAUAAGCUGUCAGGGAGGCUGCCUGCGGCGCUGCCGCCGAGCUUGGUGGCGCUGGCGCUGCGAGGGAAUGCGCUCUCGGGGCCCAUCUCGCGGGCGACCUUCGCCGGCCUGCACCGCCUGGAGGUGGCGGAGAUGGCGGCGAACCGGAUCAGCGGCCUGGUGGAGGGCUGGUUUCUCCGGCUGCCUGCGCUCCAGCAGGUGAACCUGGCGAACAACAGCCUCUCGGGGUUCGCGGUGGGAGAGGCGGCGCCGCCACCGCCGCAGCUGGUGGCGCUGGAUCUCGGGUACAACCGGAUAGAGGGGGAGCUGCCGGCGGAGCUGGCGGGCUUCCCGGUGCUGACGUCGCUGACUCUGCGGCACAACCGGAUCAAGGGGGCGAUCCCCUCGCAGUACGCCGGCGGCAAGACGGGGAGUCCUCUCCGCCGGCUCUUCCUCGAUGGGAACUUCCUCAAUGGUAAGGUGCCGCAGGGAUUCCUCGGCGGCGUCGCCGUCAUCGGCCGCCUCGGGGACAACUGCCUUGAAGGGUGCCCCGACGGGGAGGAUCUCUGUCAGCCACUGCAAAAGCCCCCCGAGGUCUGCGAUGAGAUGUACGGCGCGGUGAGGCCCGGCUUGUGA